This is a messenger RNA of Tuber melanosporum (Perigord truffle), 4095 nucleotides long. RefSeq lists its product as uncharacterized. NCBI's taxonomy places the organism in Eukaryota, Fungi, Ascomycota, Pezizomycetes, Pezizales, Tuberaceae. Gene Ontology annotation, biological process: regulation of transcription by RNA polymerase II. The record is from RefSeq and is a predicted model, not a curated record. Gene Ontology annotation, cellular component: SAGA complex; SLIK (SAGA-like) complex. Gene Ontology annotation, molecular function: structural molecule activity; protein heterodimerization activity. The transcript has 8 exons. Bases 271 to 3378 code for a protein of 1035 amino acids.
AACGCCCAGCGUCGUCUCAACCUCACCUGGUGCGCGCUGUACCAUUCCCUGUGAAAUCACCACGAAUUCCAUCGCGACAUUCAUCGAUUUUCAUCCCAUUUCCAUCGCUCUUCUCCUCAGAGCCGCUUGCUAAAAGCUCGGGCUAUGACCCGAGCAGCUUAGCCUGCUCCAAAGACGUCCAUAUUCGCGUCAAAACCCCUUCUCCCUCUCCCUUCCAAACCCCCGAAUCACCACCCCCCUCCCAUACAUAUUCCUGCUUACAUACGCAUCAUGAGCAACAACAAUCUUCUCCCAGCUUCAUGGUCACGCCAGCCGAGCACUCGCGACGAUGUUACUGUUCUUGCGGAACGCACUCGGACAAACUCCAUUGAAACGGGGGUAGAGGGUGGGGACAAGGACGAUGUUGUCGAUCCCACCAUCGCCGCUUUUCGCCAGCGAUACGAUAUAUUCGAAAAGCGCAUAGCAAUGAUGUUCGACACCCGACGUCCUUGCUGCGCUCCACCGGAUAUGGAAUUCGCUGCCUUGGAGCUUAACGACGAUUUCUCCUCAGCGAAUGUCAAUGCUUCGGGAAAUUCCGCUGCGGACAAUGCUCGGCCACCCGUGCGAAAGAUCGACGACGACGAUUAUGACUUUGAGGACGAUGAAGACGAAGAGGACACAAAGGCUAAAGCUCCCCCAUUCUUACCUCUCAAAUCAGCUUCCUCAUUGUCUCAAUCUAGCGAACCUUCGUCUGGGAAUAUAAUUGAUGCCAAGAAGAGCGCUGUCGCGACGAGGGAGAAGCUGGAGGCUGAUAGGAAAGCGGCUGAAGAGGCUGUGAAGCGUGCUCUACCCUCCAUGUUUUUCACCCUUGAGAACGAUCGGGAUGCCAUGCUGGAGCAGCAGAAACUUGAAGAAUCCGACAGACAGGUCAAUGCCGAAGCGAAUGCGGCUCAAGCGAACGCCCUUGGGAAGCUUAGCAGCGCAAACCUUGGUGCUUCAAGCUUAACAUUGAAGCACCUUAUCGCUCGGAUCGAUGCCAAGCGUGAGAAGGUCGUGGUUUCAGAUAUGGAGUUACGGAAUUUGAUGUCAGAGGUCCGGAAGAAUCGGUCAAAGUGGGCCAAUGAAGACAAAAUUGGUCAGGAGGAUCUUUAUGAAGCGGCAGAGAAAGUGGUACUAGAGCUCAGAGCGUUGACAGAGCACUCCACUGCCUUUCUCAAUAAGGUCAAUAAGCGAGACGCACCAGAUUACACGACUAUAAUAAAACACCCAAUGGAUCUGGGUACUGUAAUGAAGAAGUUGAAGGGUCACCACUACAAGAGUAAAAAUGAUUUUGUCGACGAUCUUAAUUUAAUAUGGCAAAACUGCCUUACUUAUAAUGCUGAACCGUCACACUAUCUUCGGAAACAUGCAAAAGCGAUGCAGAAAGCUACUCAAAAUCUCAUACCUUUAAUUCCUGAUAUCGUGAUUAGGGAUAGGGCGGAGGUUGAGUUAGAGGAAGCAGGUGCCCUUGAGGUUGACGCUGAGGGGGAAAGCGAUGAUGAGCCUAUAAUGUCUACUCGUGGCAGAAAGGCACCUGGAACUAAGAAGACUAGGAAAGGUGCUCGGCUGGAAGGGACUCCUGAAGUUAAAGCGCCAGUCGUAAAUCUUUUGCGAGCAGAUUCCAACCCUCCGGGUAAUGAUAGUCAAGUUUCUGUUGGCAUCAAUGGUUUUCCAACACCAUCUGGCAGCACCCCUAUUCCUAAUGGCCUUGUGCACUCAAUAUCGCAAAUGGAUAUUGAUCAUGACAGGGUCGAUGAUGAUACGCAUGAUGUAGAGUAUCAGACGUGGAAAACUUUGACAAAGAAGGCAAGGGCGAAGGUGGCAAGCGAGAGACACAAGUUAUUUCGUGGCAAUCGUUUGAAUCCGGAAGAACCGGCUUUAUUACGAUCCCGGGAUGAUAUGGGGCGGUUUUUGAGGAACGAAGAGAAGCACGCCAAGUCAACCCAGGAUGCUGACGACAGCAGCAUGCAACAAGGAAGUGGUAAUACGAAAUUGGUUGAUACGGAACAACCAGACGUUCAGGAACUACUUCCGGAUUACUACGACCCUUUGGCCGCGGUCCCGGAGCUUCCUUCUGGUGUCUCAUGGUAUGGCGAAGGCGACGAAGUAGAUCUACAGGACGACAAUCUCCGUAUUGCGCCGAGAGGGAUAUUUACACAGCCAAAGUCUGAGCUCAGCAAGCGGAUGGAUGCGAAUAUCAAACAGAUGCAGGAGACGAGGAAGUUGUGCUCGAAAAUUGGUGUAAUCAAGCAGAUGCAGGUGCAGACACAGAUGUACUCCAAUCAAUUCACCAAGUACGAUCCAAAGGAGUUUGUCGAAGCUGAUGUAGAAGACUUUGUGAUUUCUGAGGAAGGUCCCAUCAUGUGCGCAACUGUAGCACGAGCUGCAUUGCAGAAAUCUGUCGGCAAGAUAUUUUAUCAUGCUGGCUUUGAGGAGUUCCAGCCGACAGCAAUUGAUGCCGUGACUGAUAUUGCUGUUGAUUACUUUCAGAAGUUGUCGAAGACUUUGACGGUGUACCAGGAGGCUCCACAACAUGAGAGGAAAUUUGAGCCAGAGUUUCUGAAGAUGCUAACCUGGCUACAGGAAAUGCUACUCCAUGCUUUGUAUGAAAAUGGUGCAGAUGUCGAAUCUUUGGACACCUACAUCAAGGACGAUAUUGAGAGGCUAGGCUCCAAGCUGAAUGGCAUUCACCAGCGGAUGAAGAUUCAUCUAACAGAACUUUUACGUCCUGCCUUACAGGAUGUCGGUGGUGACGGUUCGAGGAUGUUUAAUGAUGGCAGUGAACAGUUCGUUGGCGGUGAUUUCGCCGAGGAUAUUGGUGAUGAUUUCUUUGGCUUUAAGGAGUUGGGCUUGGACAAGGAGUUUGGACUUUCUUCGCUUUCUGUACCAUUGCACCUGCUUCAGGGGAGGAUGCAUAGCACAUAUCAAACACAAAACACCAGUGCUGUGGCAUUAGCGGAUGGCUACAAGCCGCCACCCCCCUUCGAACCUGUCACUCACGAGCUUCUCGAGCGGGAAAUUGGCCUGGUCAAAAACUUCUUUUUGGCAAAGCUCCAUGCAGGCGGCGGUGAACCCCUCGUCGAAGAUGAAGACCUACCCGUUAAACAGCGUUUACCAAAGCCGAGGUUGCCUCCAAGCGGGAAGAUUUUGGCCCCAAGGAAGCGCCCAAUGCACGGCCAAGGGGGGAAUUCAAAGAAGAAGAAAAAACCGAACCCACCGGCACCACCACCCCCAAAGGCCGCACCGCCACCUUCAAAGAGCAUGGCCAUGGAUCGCUCAUUAUCGAAGAUAUCAGAAGUAGACGGUGACGGGAAUGGUGGUAUGAUGUCACCAGAGUCGUUGGUUGGUGGAGGCGGAUAAAUUCACAACUUGGGAAAACAAAGGAAAGAUAUUAUUUUUACGGAAGGAGUCGAUUCCUCAUCUUGUUAGUUUCAAUCCUUCAUUUGCCAGGGAGGUCGUUGGUUCUUCUGUUCGUCUUUCUAGUACCCUUUUGCUUCGUCCUUUUUUUUUUUUACUAGGUCCCUGAUGUCUCCUUGUAACUAUCUCCUCCUUUGGCCCUUUCUACUAUCUUUUCACUUGCAGCACCCUUUUGGUCCGCUUCAGUUCACACAAGUUUAUUUUAUUUCAGCUCAUCAAACCGGGCGUUCAGGUUUGAUUCAGUUCACUUCGGUUUGGCCUAGUUUGUCUCCUAUUGUUUCAGUUUGGUACAAAAAAUUGUCUGGUUUGUAUAUUUUUUGUUUUGUUUUGGUAACAUUCGUACGAUGUAAUUUAUUUAUUUUAUUCUCUUUCGCUCAAUUUUUUUUUUCCUUCAUCUAUUAUUCUCUUGUUGGUUUAGGGUGUAUGACGAAUGGGUUCCUUUAUUUUUCUCUUACUAUUACUACUGCUAUUUUAUGAUUUGUUUGUGUUGUGUAGAUUUUGGGAUGUUUUCAUGUCGUUUGGUGCUGAGGAUGCGGGUGGAGGUUGGUGUUGCUGUUAGGCAGGGGUCAUGGGGGAGGAAGAACGGGAGUUGUGGUUGGGAAACUGGAUGGAAAGGCAAGACAGGCAGGGCAAGGAAGGAAAGACAGGGUAGAUAUAUAA